AUUUAUUGGUUGACGUAGACGAAAGGCACGAUAAAAAUACUGUGGCGGAUGGGCGGAUGAACACAGGACGUUUUCUGCCGCUAAGUUGCCUGCACCGAUGUUGUUUACGUUUUCGAAAAGUUUGUUUAUUUCUCCGGAAGCCGAUUCUGGUGCAAAUGCAACCAUGAGCAGUGUGGCUGUGCGUGAUUUGACAGAGGUUAUGGGGGAGUGUGGGGGCGUUUGACAUUGGCUGCAGCUGCACCAAGAUCAGAACACCUGUCAGACAUCAGUUCGCCUUGUGACUGCCCACGAAAUUCCAAUGCACUGUCUAGGCGCAGCUGAAAUAGAUUCAACUGAAAUGCGCAUCGCGGACUGCUUCUGCUUGUGAUGCAGUGAUGAGUGACAGUGAUGAUACGGACAUCCUGCUAUUGAUUCCACCAGACUUCUUCCUCGUUGAUUCUUCUGACGCCGAUUCAGUCAGUCAUGGAGACAAUCUAGCUGGGCGAACUGUCGUAAAUGAUCUUAUUUCUCAUGUGAAUGAGCUAGAAGACAGAAUUGCACAAAUUGAAAAGAAGGACACUUCGUUCUCAAAAUUGAAUGAUUCUACAAGUUCCGUUUAUUCAUCCCCAAGUUCAAAUUUGAUGAGACGGGAAAUGAACCCCUCAAGCAGACAUCUUGGAUCUGAUUCUAGUCUUAAUUCGAGUCCCUCUAGAAGAGUUACUCGACAUAACUCUUUGCCACCCACUCCCAGCAGCAGCUACCGCUCCUUAGCACCAUCAUCAAGAACAUGGGGACGUAACUAUUCCAGUCCCUCUAAAGUGGUUCCCAAAACCUACAGGAAUUUUUCUGAUGAUGGUUGGGAAAAUUUAGGACGAGAAAAACCUAAAGGAAAUGAGUUGUUGAGUGAAGUAGACACGUUCUUGGAUGGAUUAAAGCGAGACAGUGCUGCCUCAAGAGCAAACAAGGAUAAUGACCUUGUUGCAGGAGCUUUACCUCCCUCACCUCAAAAGAGAGAUUCAGCGAAUGGAGUAGCUCGACUUCAGUUGGAUGAAGUUGAUCGCUUAUUAAAAGAAGUAGAAGCAGAACAGAAAAAUAUUGAAGCACGAUUGGGAACUCAUGAUGCUCCCGAAGUCCGCCGAAUUGUCCACAAACCAGGUGAAACUAUUGGGUCUAUACCUGACCUUGGUUUUGGUGUGCGUGAGCAUUGGAAGGAUGUGGAUCGUUUCCUUGAGAAGGAGAGGAGUCAAAAGCCUGUGGACCGUUUCCUUGAGAAAGAGAGAUACCAGCCACCCAUCGAAGAACCAAUCGCUACUACUCGUAAGCAGUAUCAACUCGGAGAAAAUGUGGGUUCCAUUCCAGACCUUGGGUUUGGUGUGCGAGAGGCAUGGGCUUCUCCAUCCAAACAGUCUAAACCAGCAGAAUCCCUUGGUGAACCCAUUGUGGAGCAGAUUGUCUCUCCCCAAACUGCUACAAUGCUCCAAUCUGAGAACAGUCCACUUCCAAGGCAGUCUCCCAAAGUUUUUGCUUCGAGGCGUAAACUUGAUUUGGAUUCCCAUGCCAAACCGAAGGCACAAAUUGAUGACGUGCCCUCACAUGAACAUCACCAAGUAAUGUCUCAUGAUUCUUUCCCAUCAAGUGCAGAUCAAGCUGCUGUCAGAAAUAGGAGGUCUGCUCUGCCCCCAACAGGGUCAGUUUCACAGGAAGAAAUUGUGCCAUCCAAACCUCUACCAAGUCUUGCAGAGCUGUGGAGUGAUGGAGAGCGACCAGCAGCCAAGAGUACAGCUGACACAAAACUACUUCAAAAGUAUGAAGAGGAACGCUGCCGUCGUCAACACUGUGAGCAACUGGUCCAAGCACUUCAAACUAAACUUCUGGAAUCCCAACAAAAGUUAGCUGUUGCCGUCCAAGUUGAUUCGGACAAAGAUGCAGCAAUAGCAAAGUUACAGGGUGCGUGGAAUAGCCUUGCUGACCACUGGCGGUCUGUGGAAGACCAACGUCAUGGCCUAUCCAAGCAGCUCCAGGACCACAAGUUGAGAAGUGAGAGUCAGUUGAAGCAAAUGCAGGAGAAAAUGGAACGUUAUGAGACUGAGCUAUCUAAAGCCCUUGAUCUAGCACAUGGCUACAAAGAGCAAAGUGACAAUGCGGAACGGGUUCAUAGUUCACAAAUGGAACAACUGGCAACUAAAGCUCAUGAGCUAGAACGAAGGCUAGCCGCAGCAACUCUUGCCUGCUCUGAAGCUGAGGAAAGAGAAGAGCUUCUUCGAGCACAAAUUAAUGAGGACCAUGAAAAGCUGACCAAGCUACAGGCAGCUAUGGAUGCUGCAACCAAAUCUUUGACUUCACAUGAAGCUAAUAUUGCUGUUUUGGCAGAAGAAAAGUCGACUUUACAGACACGUCUCAAGGAAGAAAAGGCUCGAUUAGAUACUCAACAGCAAAACAGGGACAAGAUAAGAGCAGAACUUGAUGAAUCUAAAAAACGAGAGAGAAAUCUCCAGAGUGAGUUAAAAAAGAACUCAGAACAAUUAGAGAGCAUUAAAACUGAGCUUCAUGACUUCUACCAGAAACAGUUAGAGCGUGUUGUCCGAGAUAAACUGAAAGAAUUCCAAGGUCAACUAGACACAGCGGAAUCAGCUCUGCAGCGUGAACUUGAAAGUCGAGAACGAAGUGUUGCUCAGCUUGCUGCGAGACAACUUCAACAUGUGACUGAAAAGCAUAAACUUGAAGUCUCACUCUUAGAACAAAAGCAUUCUGAAGAGCUGAGACUCAUGCAACUCCAAUUGACUAAGGCCUCCCGUCAGAUUCAAGAAUUGGAAACUCGCCUCGCUGCUCAUGAAAAACGGAGCUCAACAAUUGCUGAGCGUUUGCAUGGAGUUAUGGAAAACCAGUGGCGAGAGGCAUUGAAUAUUAUCAGCAGUCCAAAUGAUAGUAAUGGAAGGUCUAAUGGCAGUUCUGUGAAACCUGAGAAGCCUGGUGUCCGAAAUGAUAAAGGUAAUGACACAGCAUGGAUGCUGGUCCAACAACAACAGAAAUCUCAGAGCCAGUGCAGUAGCAGGUCUUCUGUGGAUGAAGCUCCCUUCAGUCGGGAUGGACAAAUAACUCAUCGAAAUGCAACCCCAACUCAGCAGAUACCAAGCCAAACCGAGGAAAAUGAUGAACUCCGAAAGUACAUCAAAAUGUUGCUGGAAAGAGCUCCUGGUAACCCAGUCUAUUCACCACUUGAUGAAGAAAAGCCUCAGUCUGGAGCAAAAGCGUCGGGAAGUGCUAAUUCUAAUCUGCAGUUGAAACCCCCAUGGAAAUGAAAGUAUUAGUUUACAACGGGUACUAAAAUCUUUAGAAUUCCUAAUGGUUACCAACUAGGUUUAACAAGUGUGCCUUUUAAAGUAAUUUAUAACUUUAAUACCCAAUUUUUGUGAAUGGAUUUUUAUUUUUUAUAGGUAGAUUGAGAUAUUUGAUAAGAGAUAUCAUUUGUAUUUAUUUUAAUUGUUCACACCAGAACAUUCAGCAGUUUUACUACGCAUACCAAGUUUUUAUUCGUGUGGGUUGAAUUAAUUGUGUGACUAACAUUUUACAGCAGAAGAAAUGAGAUAAUAUUUAUUACGUGUAAUUUAAUGUUGUGUAGGAGGAAAGGUUAUUAAAUAACAGCAAAACCAUAAGAUUUUAUAAUUUACAUUUUAUUGGUUAACAGAAACAGUAAAAGAAAGUGUGAGCUUAAAAAUAAUUCCAUUAAAAAAUUUAAAAAAAGAAAAUCAAAAUGUAAGUCAAUAGUUUCUUCUUUUGGAAAAGCACUUUUUAUACACUAUGAAAAG
Messenger RNA from Thrips palmi, 3785 nucleotides. RefSeq lists its product as uncharacterized. Bases 375 to 3278 code for a protein of 967 amino acids. The transcript is spliced from 12 exons. The record is from RefSeq and is a predicted model, not a curated record. Gene Ontology annotation, cellular component: centriole; centrosome. Lineage: Eukaryota; Metazoa; Arthropoda; Insecta; Thysanoptera; Thripidae. Gene Ontology annotation, biological process: centrosome separation; centriole replication; regulation of cilium assembly.